AGUUCUUGGUUCCGCAAUUGCUCAUGGCUAGCUGCAGUCUCAACUUAGUUUGGUCGCUGAUAAGCUUUUCAUGCACCAUGUGGAGUGCAUGUUAUGCUGCAAACAGGGACACGCUGAAACCAGGAGACACUCUCAAUUCCUCAGAUACCUUAGUUUCUGCCAUGGGGAAGUUCACUUUGAGUUUCACUGCAUUAGAUAAGGGCAAACCGAACUACAGCUACCUAGUUCUUCAGCCGUCUGAAGAUAUUAUACCAUUUUAUUCCUGGAUCUGGAUUGCCAACCGGAACACACCAAUUAUGUACCCUACGGGAGCUCUUACCUUGGACAGGAAUGGAACACUGAAAAUUACGCAAAAAGGUCGUGAUCCUAUAGAGCUUUUCUCAGCGCCACGAACUACCAAUAUUAACAGUACUACUAGUGUUGUGGUGGCUACUCUGUUGGAUACUGGAAACUUUAUCCUAAAAGAACUGAGCUCUAUCGAUGGAUCAACGAAGCAAGUUUUGUGGCAAAGUUUUGAUUAUCUUGCAGACACGUUUUUACCAGGCAUGAAAUUAGGUGUGAACUACAGAAAUGGUCACAUUUGGUUGCUUACAUCAUCGUUGAUUGAUUCCAGCCCAGAGACAGGAGCAUUCACCUUUGAAUGGGACCCCAAAGGACACCAAUUGCAAAUCAAACAAUACGGGGUGCUUUAUUGGAGUAGCGGCGCAUUUAGAGAUGGGACAUUUGAAUUUCUAUCACCUUAUUAUGGUGAGCAGAGGGUUUGUAUCUUUAGCGUAGUUUCAAAUGAGAACGAAGACUACUUCACUUACACUAACACUGUAAAUAAUAGUGGUGACGAAUGGUUGCGACUAGACUCAGAGGGGAAACUAAGGCGAACACUGACGGACAUCCUAGAGAAGUACUCUGUAUCACAAUAUAUAUAUAGUGGACUCUGUGAUGGAAAUAACACUGAAGGAGGGUGCCAGAAAAGGCACCAGCCAACUUGUAGGUAUCUUGGUGAUAGAUUUGAGAAAAAAGUGGGUUUUUUCAGUCCAAUAAUUGAGUCCUCUGAACCAACCAUUGAUUCAAAUACAAGCCUCGGCAUUAGUGAUUGUCAGGCGGCUUGUUGGGAAAAUUGUGACUGUGUUGGGUUCUACUUUAAUUUUGAUAAUGAGACUGGAUGCAGAUUUUGGACUGGAAAAUCGGAGUUCAAUGAAGACACUACUGGCAAUACCACAACGAAUUACUUUGUUUUAACAAAGUCAUCUCGCAAAAAAGAAACACCAAAGUCGUCUCCCCCUCUGAUCAACGAAAAAGAAAAAAUAAAGUCAUCUCGCCGUAACGCACGUAAGUGGAUAUUGAUUGGAACGGCUAUUGCCGCUGCUCUAUUGGUAAUGGUGCUUUGCAUCUCGAGCUAUCUACUAAGGAGGAAACUAUUUUCAGGGGAGGCCAACCCGAUGAUUGAGAAUGAAUUGGUUGAAUGGAUGGAAUCUGAUAGAUCCACUGGCAAUGUCAAGGGGCUUCAAAAUGAUGGAAAGUUGGGAAAUAAUUUGACAGUAUUUAGCUACGCAUCUGUCAUGGCUGCCACAACUAACUUUUCGGAAGAAAACAAGCUCGGACAGGGGGGCUUUGGACCUGUUUAUAAGGGAAAACUUUUGACGGGACAAGAAAUCGCUGUGAAGAGGCUUUCAAGAUGUUCAGGGCAAGGAACUUCGGAGUUUAAGAAUGAAUUGAUACUCAUAUCUGAACUCCAACAUACAAACCUCGUUCAACUUUUUGGCUUCUGCAUUCAUGGGGAAGAGAGGAUAUUAAUCUAUGCCUACAUGCCAAACAAAAGUUUGGACUACUUUUUAUUCGAUUCAACCAGAGCGAUGCUACUAGAUUGGACGAAGCGGUUCAACAUAAUUGAAGGAAUCGCUCAAGGACUGCUUUACUUGCAUAAAUACUCAAGAAUGAGAGUAAUUCACAGAGAUUUAAAAGCUAGUAACAUACUACUUGAUGAAUAUAUGAAGCCCAAAAUUUCUGAUUUUGGUUUGGCAAGAAUUUUUACACAUAAUGAACUUGAAGCAAGUACUAAUAGGGUUGUUGGAACAUAUGGUUACAUGUCUCCCGAGUACGCUAUGGAGGGGACUUUUUCGAUAAAAUCUGACGUCUAUAGUUUCGGGGUGUUAAUGCUUGAAAUCAUUAGUGGUAGGAGAAAUAGUAGCUUCUACAAUGCUGAUCGCGUGCUCAAUAUAGUAGGAUAUGCAUGGGAGUUAUGGAAAGAAGGGAGGGGGCUAGAGCUAAUGGAUCCAACACUAAAGGAUUCAUGUAUUGAAGAUCAAUUGUUAAGAUGCUUCCAUGUUGGUCUGUUAUGCGUGGAAGAAAAUGCAGAUGAUCGGCCCUCCAUGUCUGACGUCGUAUCUAUGUUGACCACUGAAACAAUUUCAUUGCCAUUACCUACAAUGCCAGCAUUCAUCACAAGAAGAAAUGUUAUUGUGUCUGAUAUAAGUAGAAGGGAGUUGCAAAUUAUAUCAGUAAAUGGCUUGUCUAAUACCACAGUUGCUGGACGAUAGAGGAUUCGUCUAUUAGCUAAACGAUAUCUUUGAGCCAUAAUUACAAUGACCUACAUUUUGGAACAUUGCUAGAGGCGGCGCCCAAAGCUGAGAGGGGAACACAAAUUUUGCUUAUAGUCCAUAUAUGUAUAUUUAUAUGUUGUGGUGUCAUUUCUGAUAUGUUGUGGUGUCAUAAAUCAUUUUUGAUUCUCUCAAGGAAACUUCCUUAUUUGGAAA
Molecule: messenger RNA, 2750 nt
Organism: Prunus avium (sweet cherry)
Lineage: Eukaryota; Viridiplantae; Streptophyta; Magnoliopsida; Rosales; Rosaceae
Source: RefSeq, a predicted model, not a curated record